AUGCGAGGCGAGGGGCUGGGUGUUGUUAGGCGGGGCAGCACACUUUGCACAGCGGUGGCUGGUGCGCAACCAGUGUGUGGUGGGGGGUUUACUUCUGAAGGGGGUACUGCCAGGCCCCUCUACCAACCCACCCAUUUCCUCCGUGCCGCCUCCUCAUCCCCCCAGGCUACUGCAAGCUGUUACUGCAAGCUGUGGGCGUCGGAUCAGAAUCCAUGUGAAGCCAGAGGGUGGGUCCUGCUGGGGCGAGCAGCACACUUUGCGCAGCGGUGGCUGGUGCGCAACCAGUACGUGGUGGGGGGGUACUGCCGUGUGGUGGAGACUCUGGAGGAGAAGCGGAGGAAGAGGAAUGCUCCCCCGCCGCCCCCGCCACCACCGGAGGAGGAGGAGGAGUUGAAGAGGAUGGCAGAGGAAGAUGGUGCCUUGCAAACCAACGAGUGUCCCAAGCUCACGUGCAACACGGUGACGCGUGGGUACAUGUUUGACCACGAGGGCAAGGGCCACUUCAACUUCACCUACACGGGCAUCGGCCCUGCCCGCCCGCACACAUGCUACCUGCUGUGCCGGAGAACCCCCGGGUGUGCCUUCUGGAUGUACAACAUGCGGUCCAAGCGAGGUGCAUGCAAGAUGUGGACGAGGGAGCAGAACCCAUGUGAGCCCACGGACGCAUUUGACUCCACCACUGCACAUUAUGUGGCGAAGCGGCCCACGGGGUCGUUUGUGAUUGGUGGGAACUGUGACAAGCUGCCGCCCAUGAAGGCUGAUCCACAGGCAAGGCAGGCACAGAUGGCACAGCAGCAGCAGCAGCAGCAGCAGCAGCAGCAGCAGCAACUGGUGCAGCAAUAG
Closterium sp. Naga37s-1 is the source of this 843-nucleotide messenger RNA. NCBI's taxonomy places the organism in Eukaryota, Viridiplantae, Streptophyta, Zygnematophyceae, Desmidiales, Closteriaceae. The record is from the annotation of a GenBank genome assembly.